Messenger RNA from Macrobrachium nipponense, 753 nucleotides. RefSeq lists its product as uncharacterized. The transcript is spliced from 3 exons. NCBI's taxonomy places the organism in Eukaryota, Metazoa, Arthropoda, Malacostraca, Decapoda, Palaemonidae. The coding region runs from base 1 to 753 and encodes 250 amino acids. The record is from RefSeq and is a predicted model, not a curated record.
AUGGCGUCCCUCGACGUGGAGUCCCUGUUUACCAACGUCCCCGUCGAUGAAACAAUAGGGAUCAUUUUGGAAAAGGUCUACAGGAACCCUGACAAGCAACCUCCGAACAUCUCGGAAGAAUCGCUUAAGACACUCCUCGACAUCUGUACGAAGAGAGCCCCCUUCACCACCCACAGAGGACAGAUGUUUCGUCAGAAAGACGGCGUGGCAAUGGGGUCCCCCUUGGGCGUCCUCUUUGCCAACUUUUACAUGGCUGACUCCGAGGAAGAGGUUGAAGCCCUUCGCCAGCAGUUCCUGCGCAACAGCGCCCUUUAUUUCACAAUUGAAUUUAGCAGCGAAGAUCGGCUCCCCUUCCUCGACGUCCUAAUUACGAAGACUACCCCGAAGAUGACCACCACUGUCUACACCAAAUCCACUAACUUGGGACUUUGCUUAAAUGGAGAGAGUGAGUGUCCUGCGAGGUUCAAAACCACCACCGUCAGGGCCUUCGUGAGAAGGGCCCUAACGCACUGUUCCGCGUGGCAGGACACCCACGCAGAACUGGACCGAGCCUCACAAAUGAUGAUUAACAACGGCUACUCCAACAAGCUGAUCAACAGGGAGAUCAGAACAGUCUUAAACAAAUGGAGAAAGCCAUUUGGAGAAGUUUUGCAGUCGUCUGUCGUCAUGAAGAAGCCUUCGCCAGUAGCCUUUCCAGGAACGGACAUCCCCAAAGAGCCUGGAACACGCGUCCUGGAGAAGGGCUCGCCCUGA